GGCCCAUGCAACCACUGCCUCACCUCCUCUUUCCCCUCUUCCUGAUCCAAACCGUAGCCCUCCCCAGUCCCCACUCUCGCCGCCCCUCGCUGGCGCCGCCGUCGUGCCGCCGCCGGUCGUCCACGCGCACCCAGAUCCCAGCCGGCAGGCUGUCGCUGAAUAUCCCCGCAGCUAACCCUGCUUGGUGAAUCCGGCGAGCAACCAGAGAUCGUGUAAGCGCGGAGGAUCGGGAUGGAGAUUAUUGUCAUUCUCUCGCUUGUCGUUCUUCUGGUUCUUGGAGCUCUAUUUGUACUACCGAAAUCCCGUAACAAAGGUAAAGCGAAGGAAGCCAGUUCAAAUGCCAAAUCAGUGACAUUUAGGAGCUAUACAAAAGAAGAGAUCUCAGCACACAACACAAGGACGGAUUGCUGGGUCAUCAUCAAGGAUAAGGUUUACGAUGUCACCUCUUAUGUGGAGGAACAUCCAGGGGGAGAUGCCAUCCUAAACAAUGCUGGUGGUGAUUCGACAGAAGGAUUUUUUGGCCCUCAACAUGGCUUCAGAGUCUUUGAGAUCAUUGAAGAUUUCUGCAUCGGCGAGUUGAAGCACUCAUGAUUGGAGGGAUUUUGUAUUGCAUCCACGAUUCUCUCAUUGAAAUCGAAUUUCGAGAGUGUAGAUUAUUCAAGUUCAAGUCUUGCAAUCCCAGGCGUUGGGACGCAGAUGACAGGGCAAAAACAUUUUUAGCGAUUAUGAUCUAAAAGCUGCCCUAAGCUUCCGGAUGUAAUUUCGUUUUUUUUUUCAGCUGGCAAUUUGUAGACAUCAUUCUGAUCAGGAGCUGUCCUAUGAAUGUAUUUCGGAACAUGUUCUUCCUCGUCGUUGAUUCCAAAUUCCGAGACACUCCCUUUUGUUUGGAUGAUGAUGAUUUCUGAAAGCAUAAACACCAGAGUUAGGUGAUCUCACUGUACUGGCAUAUGUUUGAACUAUGAUUUGGUCCAA
This is a messenger RNA of Oryza sativa Japonica Group (Japanese rice), 972 nucleotides long. Its product is annotated as cytochrome B5-like protein. The record is from RefSeq and is a predicted model, not a curated record. Lineage: Eukaryota; Viridiplantae; Streptophyta; Magnoliopsida; Poales; Poaceae. Gene Ontology annotation, cellular component: intracellular membrane-bounded organelle; membrane. Gene Ontology annotation, molecular function: heme binding.